Molecule: messenger RNA, 1911 nt
Organism: Chelmon rostratus (copperband butterflyfish)
Lineage: Eukaryota; Metazoa; Chordata; Actinopteri; Chaetodontiformes; Chaetodontidae
Product: PRA1 family protein 3-like
Exons: 3
Coding region: 45-620 (191 amino acids)
Biological process (GO): negative regulation of transport
Cellular component (GO): membrane
Source: RefSeq, a predicted model, not a curated record
CGUGUGCGGGUAUGUUUGUGUUCCUGUGACUACACGUUGAAGACAUGGCAGCCAAGAUGGAGCUUGCACCCCUCAGACCGUGGGAUGACUUCUUUCCCGGAGCGGACCGGUUUGCCAAACCCGAGUUCGGGGAUUUAACAAAGUGGAACAACAGAGUGAUCAGUAAUUUGCUGUACUACCAGACGAAUUAUUUCGUCGUGACUCUGGUGGUUUUCCUCAUUGUGGGGUUCCUGAACCCGUUUGGCAUGUUCCUGGGAGGAGCUGUGGUGGCGCUGGUCUUCAUGGGUUCAGUGUGGGCCGGAGAAAACAAGGCCACAGUCAAGAACUUCAAAAGGAAGAACCCCACUCUGUUUGUCAUCGGGGUGAUGGUCACCAGUUACUUUCUGCUGUCUCUGUGUGGUGGUGUCAUGGUCUUCAUCUUUGGGAUCACCUUCCCUUUGCUGUUAAUUCUGAUCCAUGCCUCUCUGAGACUGCGCAACAUGAAGAACAGACUGGAGAACAAGAUUGAGGGUGUUGGGCUGAAGAAGACCCCCAUGGGCAUCAUCAUGGACCUCCUGGAUCAGCAGGAGGAGAAAAUGAACAAGAUUCAGGAUUUUAUUGAAAGCAAACUGAAGGAAUAAGGCUCUAGCCAAAAGUGUGCCAAGGAAGGUCAGUGUCAUACAGUAUGGAUUAGAAUUUCCAUAGAAUUGUCCCAUGUGUCAAGUUUGUAUCCCCUCUAUAUGUAAAGUUACUGAUGUUUGCAUUCCCAUACUUUUUAUCCAUUUUGGUUUACUUUAAUCUCUUAUACUUUUGUGUUAGUUGACACUAUCUAAGUGUCAGAUGGAUAAUAACAUUCUAGAUUUUGUGCACAGCAUGGAUUGGAUGUUGAAAGGCAAUCGCCACUAAAGGCUACCAAAGGUUUUGAGCUUUCCUGCGUCAAAAAAUAUUCCAAAAACAAAUCAUUUCCCUUGUCGAUAACGUAUUUUGUACCACAUGACGACUGAAUUAUUUCAGCAAAGUGAAGCAGAAAGUCUGAACACAAUAUUUAAUGCAGUUAUUAGAUUCCAGUUGUAUUUGUUCAGUUUGCUACCUCAAAACAAGCAUAUUUAAUUCUCUUCUCACUGAGUAGACCCACAUGACCUAGAAACAGCCACCAACUCCCGCUGAACUGUUACCUGCUUAUUACACAGCAAUAACUCCCAUCUUGUCACUUCAGAAGCUGUAUGAAUACUGAUCUGAGACCAGUUUGCUUCUCGUGGAGACGUAGUUACAUGGCCUGGCUAAUGAUACUUGAGUUUAUCUAUUCUUGUUCACAAAAGAUUUGUGCAUACAGUUUCUGGCCAUACAGGCUGGCCUGAGUGUAUCCCUUCUGAUCACAGCUAUGCAACACUGAAAAAUGAAUGGCAAGUGCAGCUUUAUUGUUCGAAUAUAAUGUCAUGUUGUUAUUUCUUAUGUGUCUUUAUUUUCAUAAUAUAGCAUGCAGAAAUGUAUAUGCUGCAGGAUACAAAGUACAUUUUGGCAAUGAGAUAAAAUGAUUGAUUAGAUUUCUUAACUUUGAUUUAUUCCCUCUUCAUUAGUAAGUACUGGACUAGAGACUUAGAGAGAUCCCAUGCUGUUUUUCCAUCCUCUGUUGGGAUCAAAUCCCUUUUCCUCGUUAAACAAAAAAUAAAUAAAUAAAAUCUGUCAUCUGUAAUGUUAGGUGUUCGUUUUAUACUGCUUAUAGUAAGAGCAGCUGUUUCCUGUUGUGUUUCACACGUGCACAGUGGCAGUUUGUGCAUGCUUCACAAUUGGCAGUUCAGAGAGAUUAUGUUAUAUGGAUGCUAUAUUAUAUAUUAUUUAUGUUUUAAGUGACUUUUUCUUGAAAAGCGAUGAUUAAACCACAGAACUUGAAGUAAAACGUGGCUGUCCUCCAUAAAAAUAAAGAUAACCUGA